Messenger RNA from Penicillium daleae, 2625 nucleotides. RefSeq lists its product as uncharacterized. Lineage: Eukaryota; Fungi; Ascomycota; Eurotiomycetes; Eurotiales; Aspergillaceae. The transcript is spliced from 2 exons. The coding region runs from base 1 to 2625 and encodes 874 amino acids. The record is from RefSeq and is a predicted model, not a curated record.
AUGAAGCUCUUCGCCUAUCUUCCCCCGCUCCCGCCGUUUCUGUUCGCGGCCUUGGUCGUCGGCGGUCUCGCCUCCAAGGCCUUGCACAUCGCUCUACAUAUCCACUCUCUUCCGUUCCUCUAUUUCGUCCUUUACGCGCCCACUCUUAUUAUCCCAGACCUGCUCGUUAUUGUCUUUGUGCGGGUACUAUUAUAUUCGCCAUGGCCGGAGACUAAGUUGCAAUGGGUAACGACAUGCUUGGGAGGGUUGCUUUCCCUAAUCGUAUGGGGCGCGUCAUCUAUCCAAUUCGGAUUCUUCAUGCAGACCGGCGCAGAGGUCGCCUGGGCCGCCAGCAAUAGUUUCCUCAGCGAUCCCGCCGCCAUGAAGAUCUUGCUCAGUGGCAUCUCGACUGUCUCCGCCGCUGCGACGGUUCUUGGCCUGGUCGCCUGGCUAGUUCAUGCGAAAAUUUACCACUGGACUGGUCUCGGGUUGCAGGCGAUCCGGGAUUUGUUCAGCGGAAGCUACAGAGCGCGAUAUACGUUACUCGGCGUCCCCAACAAAUCUUGGAUGACGACACUAGAUCUUCGAACCGUGCGCCGUAUCGCCAUAACCGUCUCCAUCUGUUCGUCUUUAUUGUUCCUAGAGCUGACUCGACCAUCGGUCCCGUACGAUCACCUGUCGGGCGCGUUACCGUUGACCUUGUUGGAUGCGUUUACGAAGAAAUCGAGUACCACCGAAGGAUGUCGCCAAGCUCCGAUGAAGUUUCCUCUUUGGACAGAUGUAAAGACCGGAUUCAUGGCCAAUAGCUGGUCGCGUCCCUCCUGGCUUCCACAGAAUCCGCCUCCCGGAUUCAGUCGUUACGAACACACCCCCGACGAGCGCGCCGAGAAGGAUAACCAUUCGUGGUACUUGUGCAACGACAACGAACCGGGCUUUUACAACCCAAGAACUGACCCGCUCAAGAUCUCCAAUCUUGGAGGCGACAUAUACGGACCGUUGAAGGCUGCUUUCGAUGCGCACUCUGUGGAGAUUGACCAUGUCAUCCUGUUGACCCUCGAAAGUGGGCGCAAGGAGCUCUUCCCUAUGCAGCAAGGGACUCCUAUGUUCGAUGCUUUGCUCGAGUCGCAUGCCAAGGAGGAUCGAGAGGAGGCGAUUGAUCGUCUGGUUACAAUGACUCCCGUUUCACAGAUGUUGACGGGCGAGUACGCUACCGAUAGCAAGGGCAACAAGGUUGAUUUGAGUGGUGCGAACUGGCAGGAUUCGGCGAAGGACGGGAUGGGGGGAUUGAACGUUCGUGGAGCGCUCACUGGUAGCUCUUUGACCUUCAAGAGUAUCCUGGGAAGUCACUGUGGUGUGUUCCCACUCCCCGUGGAUCUUCUGGAAGAGACUGGCCUUGAAAUCUACCAGCCGUGUUUACCUCAACUCUUCGAACUCUUUAAUACGGUCAAGAACCCGAGUCCAUCCUCAGAGAUCCUGGAGCGUGAUGAUGCCGCAUCCGAGGCUCUGAAGAACCCUUGGAAAUCCGUCUUCAUGCAGUCCAUUACCGACGACUACGAUCGUCAGGAUGUCUUGAACGAGAAUAUGGGGUUCAAGCACAAGGUUGUCAAGAGCACCCUGACCUCGCGGAAAUCCAAAUAUCGGGCCAAAGGACAGGAGAUCAAUUACUUCGGUUUCGCCGAGACCGAGCUCAAGCCUUAUGUCCGUGAUCUCUUUGAAGAAGCCGCCAACAACAAGACUCGCAUGUUCCUCUCCCACGUCACCAGCACCACCCACCAUCCCUGGAAUACCCCCGACGAUUUUGCGAUCGAGCAUUACAUGGGCAGCCAGGGCAGCAUCAACCACAAUCUGAUGAACAACUACUUGAACUCAGCCCGUUUCGUGGACAACUGGCUUGGCGAUAUUAUGACCAUGCUCGACGAAGCCGGUAUCGCCAACUCGACGUUGGUUGUCGUCGUUGGCGACCAUGGUCAGGCUUUCGGCGAGGAUAACAAGGAUAUGACCGGUACCUAUGAAAACGGACAUAUCAGCAACUACCGUGUCCCACUCGUCUUCAGACACCCGCACAUGCCUCGUAUCAACAUCGACGCCAACGCAACCUCCAUCUCUAUCAUCCCAACCAUCCUCGACCUUCUCGUCCAGUCGCACUCCCUGGACGCUCGCGACUCCGAGAUGGCCUCAUCCCUGCUGCCCGACUAUCAAGGCCAAUCUCUCAUCCGUCCUUUCGUCCCUUACAUCAAAGAGGGCCACGACACACCGAGCGAAACCUCCAACGAGAUCGACGCUCGCUCCCGACACAAGACCCAGCCAAAGGGACACAAGACCCAGCCAAAGGAGGGCCACCGCACCCGGUAUAACUGGAAUUUUGGCAUCGUCAAUGCUGGCGGCUCCAUGGUCUCAAUCACCGCUGCUGGAUCACCCUACCGACUUGUUCUGCCUCUUAAGGAGGGCUUCGAGUACGUCUUCAGCGACUUGAACCAAGAUCCUGGAGAGCUGCAUCUCCGCAAGUCAUGGACAAUGAAAAAACUCGUUGAUGAUGUUCUGUCCAAGCAUGGCGAGGCGGCUGCUGAGUGGCUCGAAGACGCGGAGCAGGUUGGGAAGUGGUGGGUAAACGAGCAAAGGCGCAUUUGGGGAUACCGGGAGGCAUAG